AUGAGUCUUUCAACUCAACAAGCUGACAAUGACAGCCAGUAUCUGAUGGUGGCAAAGUUAGACAACGCUCGACAUGUCUCCACAAUUCUUAAAGCCAUUCAUUUCAAAGAUACAGCGACAGUAUUUGCCAGUCCAAUGGGAUUAAAAGUUACAACAGAAGAUGCUAAAUGUGUUCAAGCCAAUGCAUUUAUUCAA
Lottia gigantea (owl limpet) is the source of this 195-nucleotide messenger RNA. RefSeq lists its product as hypothetical. Gene Ontology annotation, cellular component: checkpoint clamp complex. Gene Ontology annotation, molecular function: 3'-5' exonuclease activity. Gene Ontology annotation, biological process: DNA damage checkpoint signaling; DNA repair. The transcript has 2 exons. The annotation marks the transcript as partial. The record is from RefSeq and is a predicted model, not a curated record. NCBI's taxonomy places the organism in Eukaryota, Metazoa, Mollusca, Gastropoda, Lottiidae.